Molecule: messenger RNA, 2876 nt
Organism: Topomyia yanbarensis
Lineage: Eukaryota; Metazoa; Arthropoda; Insecta; Diptera; Culicidae
Product: calpain-B-like
Exons: 5
Coding region: 452-2701 (749 amino acids)
Biological process (GO): proteolysis
Cellular component (GO): cytoplasm
Molecular function (GO): calcium ion binding; calcium-dependent cysteine-type endopeptidase activity
Source: RefSeq, a predicted model, not a curated record
UUCCGCAUUACCUGAUUUUCCGUUUGCCCAUUUCACUAUGUUAGGAAGCGCGCGCGACACAACAACUGAUAAACAACGCACAUGGUGGAAUUGCACUAAAAGCUAGAACAGCGGGCUUGGUUUGGUUGGGAUAGGUAUAGGUGCUGCUAUUUGCAUUGGACGACACCGCACACCGCGACGAGUGGAUUGCCUUGGUUGUUGUUUUUAUUAUGACCGGGUGAACCGCGACGAUAGAUAUCUGCCUCUCUGCACGUCUGUGACGAUCAAUUUUUAUCAGUCAGUAAACACUUGCCUUCCAGCACGAACGGUGCGUCGCUUCACCGUACCAUCCAUUGAUCAGUGAGUUCAAUUAAUUUGACAAAUGCAGAGGCAACAGUUUCCAUCGAAGUAGGCGUUGGCCGGCGACGUGUUGGAUGCAAAGCCAGAACGAGAAUUAUUGGCACAGAAGGAUAUGGCUGCUCGAGUGAUCAGAGGAAGCGUGGGAUCCGAAGGUGGGUCAUCAACCUCCAGCAGGCAAUCGUCCCGAUUCAUCGUGGUGAACUUUACUAACGAUAGCGAUGAGAUCGCCCACAAAUCAUACAACAUUCGUCAAAAUCCGCCGGCCCAAGAUUUUUACCAACUGAAGCAACGCUGCCUUACCGAAGAAACCCUCUUCGAAGAUCCCGACUUCCCACCGGUCCAUGCUUCCCUGACAAAGCAACAAACCAACCCGGAUCUAACGAUCGAAUGGCUACGUCCGCGUCAAAUUUGCCGGAAGGCUAAAUUUUUCGUCGACGGAGCAUCCCGAUUCGACGUACGCCAGGGUAGUCUCAACGAUUGCUGGCUCCUGACGGCCACAGCAAAUCUCACCGCCAACCAGCGGCUAUUUCGAAAGACCGUUCCGCUGGAUAACUCUAUGGCCGAGGACGAGUACGCCGGGAUUUUUCAUUUCCGCUUCUGGCAAUUCGGACAGUGGGUUGAUGUGGUAAUCGAUGACCGGCUGCCGACCCGGGAUGGCGAGUUGAUAUACAUGAGAUCAAGUCAUAAAAAUGAGUUUUGGAGCGCCCUUCUGGAGAAGGCAUACGCGAAGCUGCACGGGUCGUACGAAACACUGAACAGUGGCACGGCAAGGGAAGCAAUGCAAGAUUUUACCGGAGGAAUCACGGAAUCGUACCGUUUGAAAGGAAAGGAACCUCCGCCGGAAAAUUUGUUUGAGAUCAUCCAAAGCGGCUUCGAAAGAGGUUCGAUGUUCGCGUGCAAUAUUUUGCCCGACCCGAAAGUCCCAGAAGCUCACACCCCCGAAGGACUGCUGAAAGGUCAUUCAUAUUCCAUAACUAAAACGCAUAUUUUCGACCCAACCAAACAUCAGCUGAUCCGGCUGCGAAACCCCUGGGGCGACGGCGUUGAGUGGAAUGGCGCCUGGAGUGAUCGCUCCAAGGAGUGGGAUGCCAUUCCAAAAGCUCAGCGAAAGGCGAUAGGACUCACCAUCGACAACGAUGGUGAGUUUUGGAUGAACUUCAGCGAUUUUCUACGGUACUUCGAUCGGGUGGAAAUUUGCAAUUUGUCUCCGGACCCGCUUGACGAUCCGGAAGCAAGUUUACGCGGUUGGCAAGUAUCCACAGUGGACGGAGAAUGGGUUGAAGGAUCCACCGCAGGCGGGUGCAUCGAUUAUUUGGACAGUUUUUGGACCAACCCUCAGUACGUUAUACGGCUAGAUCAGCCGGAUCGAGACGACAAAUCCGGAAUGUGCACUGUAGUGAUCGCCCUCAUGCAAAAGUAUCGCCGAGCGGAAUACCUUCCUAGUUUAACCAUUGGAUUUGUGGUUUACCGAAUAACGGAAGAAGAUCUCCGGCACAAACCGGUUCCACUGAAGUUCUUCAAGAAGAACGAACACCGAAUAGUAGCUCGAUCAAUUUACAUCAAUUCUCGCGAAGUUAGUUGCCGAUUAAAGCUGAACCCUGGGAUCUACCUGAUCAUUCCGACAACGUUGCAACCACACGAGGAAGGUGACUUUAUGGUUCGAAUCUUCUCCGAACUUCGCAACUGUCUGGAGGAAAACGAUUGCACCGUCUGCUUCGGGACAAUGGAUGAUCGUGUUUCCGGACCGCUGCUGGAGAAUGGUGAUUGGGAACAAAUGGUGCGUAGUUUUUACGAUAUGGCCGAUCGAAAAGGAAAAAUCGACUACCUAGCGUUGGGUGCCAUCUUGGACAAAUUUUUCUUCACUCCUCGAGUGAAGCCCAAGAAACCAUCCAGUCUCUGGACAACUUUAAACCUACGACUUCGGCAUGUCCUGUUCUGCUGGUGGGUCUCCACUGCCCGUCCGAAAAAUCCGACAGUACAAACCAAAGCAACCAAUCGUGCCGUUGUUCAACAGAUCUCCAAGUCGUUGAUUUCACGGGUGAACUUGAACAGUUCAGCUCUGCUAAACUACGAUCAGUUCCGAACUAUCGUUCGUGAUGUCCAGCAGUGGCAAGCGGUGUUCAAGCUGUACGAUCUGGAUAACAGUGGGCAUCUCGAUCGGAAGGAACUGAAAAAUGCCCUAAAUUCAUCGGGGUUCAACGUAAAUAACCGCGUUCUUCAUGAGCUGAUGAAGCAAUCCAGAGAGCGUGGUCUGGAGUCGAUGGAACUGGUCGAUUUUGUUCUUUGCGCGGUGGAAGGUCGGAACGCGAUCGAAAAACUUCAACAUAAUUCCACGGAUAAGCCAGCGGCGUUAUCUAAAUAAUGACGUAAACCGAGUAAAAUGCAUUAUGCAUUACUGUAACUGCUUAUAGCUUAAGUUGACUCUAUGUGCCAAUGCCUUAUUGUACGUUACCAAAUAAUACGUAUGUAUACAUAAACAUAAGACACUCAUUAGAGAAAAUUGAUAAAAUAAAGAUUACUGUGCCAGAAUCAUAACC